Messenger RNA from Marasmius oreades (fairy-ring Marasmius), 720 nucleotides. RefSeq lists its product as uncharacterized. Gene Ontology annotation, molecular function: DNA-binding transcription factor activity. The transcript is spliced from 2 exons. The record is from RefSeq and is a predicted model, not a curated record. The coding region runs from base 1 to 720 and encodes 239 amino acids. Gene Ontology annotation, biological process: negative regulation of DNA-templated transcription. Lineage: Eukaryota; Fungi; Basidiomycota; Agaricomycetes; Agaricales; Marasmiaceae.
AUGGAUCAAGCAGACCUCGAAACCUACAAAGUUCAGCUAUCCCACGUCGAAGCUGCGCUCUCCUCGGAACCAGACAAUACCGAACUUCAAUCUCUUCGUAACGAGCUGAACGAGCUCAUCGAACUAACCGAGGCAACACUUGCGCAAGCAGCAGCAGCUUCUUCUUCAAAGGCAGAAUCUUCUCGAAAGUCUGCAACAUCCACUCCUACACAUACCUGGUCCGCAGGAAGCGAAUGCCUUGCCAAAUACUCCGGCGAUGGUGGUUGGUAUCCUGCUCGUAUCACCUUUGUUGGAGGUUUGCCAGACAAUAGGGUUUUCAGUAUCGUUUUCAAGGGCUACAACACAACAGAACAAGUUAGGCUAGCAGAUUUGAAGCCUAUUCCGCCCAAUUACAGCGCAUCCAUCCCAUCCUCCAAACGGAAACUUAACCAACAGGAGGAUGAAGAGCGGGAGAGGAAAAAGAAGAAGAACGAGAAGAAGUUGGAAGUUAGGGCUACCAAGGCCAAAGAGCAGACGGCGAAGCAAGCUAGCUGGCAGAAAUUUGCAAAGAAGUCAGAAAAGAAAGGGGUUCACAUAGCAGGGGUAGCCGGAACGAGUAUCUUCAAAACACCGGACAAUCCUCUAGGAAAAGUGGGAGUAACUGGUAGCGGCAAAGGUAUGACUACAGUCGCUGCACAAAGCAAACACAAAUUCGCUGUUACUGAUGAUGACAACUCUUGA